CAAAUGCGGUGAGCCAGAAAAGUUCAACCCAUCACAUGAUCCAUACCACUGUGUAGGCCAUAUUUGACAGAGGCUGAGUAGUGUGGUGUAGUGCGUGUGGAGUCUGGUGGGUGAUUGUUCAGAAAAUACUCAGCAAAAAUGGCGUUAGGAGAAGAUCGUCCAAUCUACGGCCCUUUCUUUGGAGUAAUGGGGGCUGCAUCUGCAAUAAUUUUCAGCUCUCUGGGAGCAGCAUACGGAACUGCGAAGUCCGGUACGGGUAUUGCAGCGAUGUCUGUAAUGCGACCAGAGCUGAUUAUGAAGUCUAUAAUCCCCGUUGUCAUGGCUGGUAUCAUCGCAAUUUACGGCUUGGUCGUAGCAGUAUUGAUAGCAGGAGCGCUUGAGGAGCCCGCCAGCUACACUUUAUUUAAGGGAUUUGUCCACUUGGGGGCAGGAUUGGCCGUCGGAUUUAGCGGGCUGGCAGCAGGAUUUGCUAUCGGCAUCGUAGGCGAUGCUGGAGUUAGAGGAACUGCUCAACAACCACGUCUGUUUGUAGGAAUGAUUUUGAUUCUCAUUUUCGCUGAGGUGUUAGGUCUUUAUGGACUUAUUGUCGCUAUCUACUUGUAUACCAAAUAAAUUGCCCUUUGGUAAACGUGUUUCCAUCAGUCAUCUGCAUGAAAGAUUUUGUUCGUGGAAGUCAUCUUAUUGUGAAUCAUGCCUUCAUUGUGAGUUGACUUCCUACAGCAGCCACCUCGUUUACAAUUUGACACUUGGAUGAAAAGUAGCACAAUGUAUGUAAUGUGGCAUAUUUCGAAAUUAGGCAGUUUGGUGCUUCAGUUUGAAAGAAGCAGCUGUUCGUUAACCCAUAAAUCAUCGGAUAAUUUUGUUACUUUGUAUAUACUCUAUGAAAACCUUUUUUUGAAACUGUUUGAUGUAUAUAUCUGUUGAAACUGCACAAUCGUUUUGUUUAAAACUGUGCUCGUAUCAAAAGUUGUAGAGAUUUUUUUUGCAAAAAGCUGCAGUGUUUUACAUGGGCAUGUUAAUUAUUUGGUGCAAAAUGGUAUUAAUGUUAUCGACUUUGAAAUAAUUGAAUAAAUAAAUUGUGGUGUCUUUAGUCAGGGUGUGAAAUAGCAUAGAAUCAUUAAGACUCAGUGAACGCGGUUUACAUUCCAUUAAGUCAUUAGGUGUUAAUUUAUCGUCACUGACAUUGCCAGGGAAGACAGUUACUUGAGGCAAUUUGUACAUGCUGAAGGACCUGUGAUAUUAUUUUACUUAUUGGUCCCUGGUAGUUUAAAAGUUCAGUAUUUAUAUUGGACACAAAUUCUGCCCCAGUUAUUGAUGCUGGAGUAGUAUUUGUGGCAACUGACAUGGCAUGUUCUAUGAGAAAGGUCACCAGAGGAAAAUUGUGCCUGCCCAAGUAAUCUUUCUUUGAUAUGCAGACGUUGUUUGAAUCUCCACUAUACAUUAAGCAUAUGUGUGAAUAUGUAGUAUAGUGUGUGUGUGUGUGUGUGUGUGUGUGUGUGUGUGUGUGUGUGUGUGUCAGAAUGAUAUAGUCAAUGAAUUGUAUGUAUAGGUAGUGUAAUUUCAAACUGCAUCUUAUUUGUACAUGUUGGUUAUAGUGAAAAUGUAUUUAACUUGGGUGAAGGCUGAAAAUUUUCAUUCCAGUAGUUGAGAUUAGAUCUUUUUGAAUGUAAAUAAAUCAAGAUUUCCUUGUAAAGUGCCCUUUUUAAUUUUUGUGUAAUUUGAACCAUAUGGUCUUUUUUUUCCAAAGUAAAGCCUUCAAAAUCCCUGUUCAGAGCAGUUAAGAUUUUAGCAUUGUACAAUAGUGUUAAAUUGAGAGGCAGCAUUGGGAAUUGUGUAUGUGACAAUGCUUACUAAAAACAUUAGCAACUUUGUAUGAAAGUGUGAGCCGUUAAAUAUUGGAUACCUAACUGUUGUGUAAAUACAGACUACUUGGAAUUUAAA
This is a messenger RNA of Schistocerca nitens (vagrant locust), 1941 nucleotides long. RefSeq names its product V-type proton ATPase 16 kDa proteolipid subunit c. Gene Ontology annotation, biological process: proton transmembrane transport. Gene Ontology annotation, molecular function: proton-transporting ATPase activity, rotational mechanism. Bases 139 to 612 code for a protein of 157 amino acids. The transcript is spliced from 3 exons. NCBI's taxonomy places the organism in Eukaryota, Metazoa, Arthropoda, Insecta, Orthoptera, Acrididae. Gene Ontology annotation, cellular component: proton-transporting V-type ATPase, V0 domain. The record is from RefSeq and is a predicted model, not a curated record.